AUGGCUGGUAAGGAUGGCUGCAUGCGCGUCUUCUGGCCAAUCGACCUGGCGCAGUCAUCUCUGCCUGGUGUUAUCGUUGGUUGGCGUAACUCCGAGCUUGAUGUUUUUGUGGUGGCAAUCCUGGAUGAUGUUCAGCCUCGGGAUGUCGACUUUGCUCUCAAGUCUGGGACGCUACUCAGGAGCACGGCGCAUCCCAUCAGUCGUAUAUAUGGGCUGUGUGAGCAGCCAUCAAUGCAAGUCUUGGGGCUUGUGAAUAUGCCAGACGCUCCACAGCUCGAACCAGGCUGGAUCAUGGUUACCACAGGCCCAAAGUCAGCUCUACAGAUAGAUUGUGCCAAGGCCUACAGCUUUCAAAUUGUCACCUUCCGGAGACCUCUUCCCGGCCGAAUGCAGUUCGUCUCUGCGGACCCUAUCUCAUUAGCCCUGGACGACAAGCCCGAAAGUUUGGGCACUCUAGCUGGAGAAAUCGAGGCGGAGGAUGAGAGACGGGAAAGAUUGGAAAAGGAAAAGAAGAAAAUGCUCGUAAAGAAGCUGAGGGAUCAUUCGGUGAUCAAAAGGAGGCUUUCACCAAAGGAGAAGGCAUUGCCUAGGAUCGUCAACCAAAUCAAUUGCGCCUGGGAACUCGAGCAACUGCUGCAGAAGAACGCAUCCCGGAUCGGACCUCGUAAUCGCGUAAAGCGCAGUCUUAGUGUAUCUGAGCGCAUGGUUGAGUCUGCGACAACGGCUCGGGACACUGUAACUGGCUGGUUGUGGGACCUGGUGCGAGGAUAUGUUCUUCCCGUGAUCAAGAAGAUGUUUAUCGCCACUAUCAUUUUCUACAGGUUCGCGGCAGAAUUCAUGCUACGCCUGCUAGAGUGGAAGCCGCGGCCGCGGUACAAGGCGUUGAAGGAUGUGUCUGCCACGGCACAGCAAGUGGAGAUCCGGUUACAGCAGUUCUGCUAUUGGCCGAUGCAGUAUCUGACUCUGCGACGGCGGAAGAACGACUGGGAGAGUGUGACGGGGAGCCACCUCGACUAUAUUCGGUUUUACAACAGCUUGUGGCUCGUGGCCAACGACGUUAUCAUCGGCAUCGCCUUGGGCUCAUACAUCAUUGAGAAUGCCGAGUGGGUUGCGGAGGAGAUCAGCAGCUUACUGGGGACCUAUACUGUGGACGCGCUGCAGACUAGCAUAUCUUGGCUGAUGGGCUGGCCUGCUGGGUUGAAGCUCAACAGCGAGCUCGCGGCGUUCCUUGGCGACCUUUUCCUGUGGGUCAUUGCGUAUUGGGCAGGCUGCUUGGAGGCGCUGCGGCCUGGAUUGCCCUAUAUAAUCUGGUUUGUUGGGUACUCGAGUUUUGCAGGAGCCAGUUUACCGAUCGCCUUGUUCUCCGACCUGCUCUCCCUCUUAUCAGUACAUAUCAACUCAUUCUAUUUGGCCUCUGCUCGAAUCUACAACUGGCAACUCACCAUCCUCAUCUCAUUGUCUUACCUUUUCCGCGGCAAGAAACACAACGUCCUGCGGAAUCGUAUCGACUCUUGCGAUUACGGACUUGACCAGCUGCUUGUUGGUACUAUCUUGUUCACCGUCUUGUCGUUUCUGCUGCCUACGGUGGUGGUCUUUUAUCUGAAUUUUGCCAUUUGGCGAAUGGUAAUCAUAUCCAUCAAGGCCGUUUCUGAUAUGUUGCUUUCAUGCUUGAAUCACUUUCCGUUGUUCGCCAUCAUGCUACGGUUGAAAGAUUCAAGGAGAUUACCAGGCGGUAUUUAUUUCACACUGCGACGUGAUCCACCCGCCACCGGAGCUGUUCCUGGGAAAACGUCCAGCAUAGAACUUCACUCCCUCCCCUUGUCCUAUGGUGCGAUAUUCCAUCAAUAUUUCCAGAUGGGCGAUCGGCUGCGCAAGCACUACCUUUCCCUAGAGGUGCUCAUCUGCCUGUUGACGGGCAAGUUUGUACCACCCAUGAACCGCAAGAUCCUCUAUAGCCUGCAGUACAGUAUGCUGCCAGCAAAGAGACCAGGUAUCAUGGAGACAUGGGAAGCUCUCGGCGCCGGGUCGAGGUCGGAAUCAACGUGGGAAACGCGCCGACAACCAUGGCUUAACCAAGUGGGCACAGCGGGGAAGCUGUCAAGGAGGGCUCGCGGUGGCAGGUAA
Molecule: messenger RNA, 2124 nt
Organism: Pyricularia pennisetigena
Lineage: Eukaryota; Fungi; Ascomycota; Sordariomycetes; Magnaporthales; Pyriculariaceae
Exons: 5
Coding region: 1-2124 (707 amino acids)
Biological process (GO): GPI anchor biosynthetic process
Cellular component (GO): membrane; endoplasmic reticulum
Source: RefSeq, a predicted model, not a curated record